GGAGACACGGAGGAGUGGGGUGGACCUUAGUUUCCUCCCUGUGUCCUGGGGCCUGUGCCCCUUAGAAUCACUGCUGCAGGCAUGUCAGGAACAGCAGAGGGUCCUUACCAGGCCCAGCCAGCAAGGGGUGAGGACCAGGUAGAAUAGAACCCAGCUGUCUGGGGAAACGGAGGCAGGGCUGGGAGGAGCUGCCUGGCAUCCCAGUUUGCCCCCAGCAUCCCAUCUGAACCCUGAGUGCCUGCAGAGGGGCCUGGCCACUGUGGACGGGGCACCCGGGGAUGGCAGGGUACGACCUGGCGGGCUGGUGCGUUGUUGACAGCGUCUGUGGCUAGAUUCCGCCCUGUACAGUAAUUGUCCCUGCACUGCCAGUAAUCGCCCUGACUUACCAGGCAGGCAUCAUUUCCUGAAAGUCAGCGGCCUUAGGGGAAGUAGGCGCUGGUGGUGACUAAACCAACAUGCAAAUGCAGCCGAGCUGGGGCUGAGAGCAGACCUCGGAGCUGGCUGCUGUCUGCCGGCCCAGCGCCCAAGGUCAUGAGGGAGUGCUCCUUCGAGGGGACCCACCGGCGGCCACGCCAUGUCCCAGCUACAGUUCUGGUUGCAGUUUGCAGAACUCAACAAGGAAUCCUCGUACCUCGAUGACCUCUCCAACGCCUCCAUCUUCUCCUCAUCUGUGGACUCCCUCUCGGACAUCGCAGACACCCCUGACUUCCUGCCCGCCGACAGCCUCAGUCAGGUGCCCACCAUCUGGGACGUGAGCACCGGCCCCUCCGCCCAUGACAAGUUGUUCCUGCCCAGUGGUCCAUUUACUGGCCUCGAGGACCCUGUGUCCGCCCUUCCUAGCACCCCACUUCUUGUCAGCUACCAGGACUGUCCCCACCAUGAGAACACUGGUCUUCAGUCUCAGAGUCAGCCAGAGGAGGAGGAGGAGGCAGAGGAGGAUGAAGCAGAGGAGCUGGGCCACACGGAGAUCUACGCGGACUACGUGCCAUCCAAGUCCAAGGUCGGGAAGCAGCAUCCAGACCGUGUGGUGGAGACCAGCACGCUGUCCAGCGUCCCUCCACCAGACAUCACCUACACCCUUACCCUGCCUGCCUCAGACAGCGGGGUUCUGUCUGCCUUGCAGCUGGAGGCCAUCACCUAUGCCUGCCAGCAACAUGAGAUCCUGCUUCCCAGCGGGCAGCGGGCAGGCUUCCUCAUUGGCGACGGUGCAGGUGUGGGCAAAGGGCGCACGGUGGCUGGCAUCAUCCUUGAAAACUACCUGCGGGGCCGCAAGAAGUCCCUGUGGUUCAGUGUCUCCAACGAUCUCAAGUAUGAUGCAGAGCGUGACUUGCGAGACAUCGAUGCCCCUGACAUCUCGGUGCAUGCGCUGAGCAAGAUCAAGUAUGGUGACAACACUACCUCAGAGGGCGUCCUAUUCGCCACCUACUCCGCCCUCAUCGGGGAGAGCCAGGCUGGUGGGCAGCAUCGCACGCGAAUCCGGCAGAUCCUUGAAUGGUGCGGGGAGGCCUUUGAUGGUGUGAUCGUGUUUGAUGAGUGUCACAAAGCUAAGAAUGCCAGCUCCACCAAGAUGGGCAAGGCCGUGCUGGACCUGCAGAACAAGCUGCCUCUGGCCAGAGUGGUAUAUGCCAGUGCCACAGGUGCCUCUGAGCCCCGAAACAUGAUCUACAUGAGCCGCCUGGGCAUCUGGGGUGAGGGUACACCCUUUCGGACCUUUGAGGAGUUUCUGCAUGCCAUUGAGAAAAGGGGUGUGGGUGCCAUGGAGAUCGUGGCCAUGGACAUGAAGGUCAGUGGCAUGUACAUUGCACGCCAGCUCAGCUUUAGUGGUGUCACCUUCCGAAUUGAGGAAAUCCCACUGGACCCAACCUUCGAGCGUGUCUACAACCAAGCAGCCCUGCUGUGGGCCGAGGCCCUGGGCGUGUUCCAGCAGGCAGCCGACUGGAUUGGCCUGGAGUCCCGUAAGUCCCUGUGGGGUCAGUUCUGGUCAGCCCACCAGCGCUUUUUCAAGUACUUGUGCAUCGCUGCCAAGGUGCGCCGGCUCGUGGAGCUGGCCCAGGAGGAGUUGGCCAAGGACAAGUGCGUGGUCAUCGGGCUGCAGUCCACAGGCGAGGCACGGACUCGGGAGGUGCUGGAUGAGAAGGAUGGGCAGCUUGACUGCUUCGUCUCAGCCGCUGAGGGCGUCUUUCUGUCACUAAUUCAGAAGCACUUUCCUUCCACCAAAAGAAAGCGAGACAGAGCAGCAGGCAGUAAGAGAAAACGGCGGCCUAGGGGCCGAGGGGCCAAGGCAUCCAGGCCAGUGUAUGACAUGGCAGGCGUGAUCCGAAUCAGUGAUGACAGCAGCACCGAAUCAGAUGCCGGCCUGGACAGUGACUUCCACUCUUCACCCGAGUCCCUGGUGGACGAUGAUGUGGUUAUCGUGGAUGCUGUGGGGCUUCCUGCUGACAACCGUGGCCUCCUGUGCCCCCCACAGCGAGACCCCCAUGGACCUGGUAUCCUGGAGCGGGUGGAACGGCUGAAGCAGGACCUGCUGGCCAAGGUGCAGGUGCUGGGCCGGGAGCUGCCAGUCAACACCCUGGAUGAGCUCAUCGACCAGCUAGGGGGCCCUGAACAUGUGGCAGAGAUGACUGGUAGGAAGGGCCGAGUGGUGUCCAGGUCUGACGGGACUGUGGCCUUCGAGUCUCGGGCGGAGCAGGGCCUCUCCAUUGACCACGUGAACCUCAGGGAGAAGGAGCGCUUCAUGAGAGGGGAAAAGCUUGUGGCCAUCAUCUCAGAGGCUUCCAGCUCUGGAGUCUCUCUCCAAGCUGAUCGUCGGGUCCAGAACCAGCGGCGCCGGGUCCACAUGACACUUGAGCUGCCCUGGAGUGCUGACCGUGCCAUCCAGCAAUUUGGUCGGACCCAUCGGUCCAAUCAAGUCUCUGCGCCAGAAUAUAUCUUCCUCAUCUCAGAGUUGGCCGGAGAGCGCAGGUUUGCCUCCAUUGUCGCCAAGCGACUAGAGAGCCUGGGGGCUCUGACACAUGGGGACCGUAGAGCCACUGAGUCCCGAGACCUGAGCAAGUACAACUUUGAGAACAAGUAUGGCGCCCGGGCCCUCAGCUGUGUCCUCACCACCAUCCUGAGCCAGACAGAGAACAAGGUGCCCCUGCCCCAGGGCUACCCAGGAGGGGACGCCGCUUUCUUCCGGGACAUGAAGCAGGGCCUGCUAUCGGUUGGCAUCGGUGGGCGGGAGUCCAGGUCCGGCUGCCUGGAUGUGGAGAAGGACUGCUCCAUCACCAAGUUCCUCAACCGGAUCCUGGGGCUGGAGGUGCACAAGCAGAACGCGCUGUUCCAGUACUUCUCUGACACCUUUGACCACCUCAUUGAGGUGGACAAGAAAGAGGGCAAAUACGACAUGGGCAUCCUGGACCUGGCUCCGGGCAUUGAGGAGAUCUACGAAGAGAGCCAGCAGGUGUUCCUGGCCCCCGGACACCCGCAGGAUGGGCAGGUGGUCUUGUACAAGAUCACCGUGGACCGUGGCCUGAAGUGGGAGGAGGCAUAUACCAGGUCACUGGAGCUGACAGGCCCCCAUGAUGGCUUCUACCUCUCCUACAAGGCUCGUGGCAACAAGCCCAGCUGCCUCUUGGCCGAGCAGAACCACAACAAGCUCUUCACUGUGUACAAGCCCAAUAUUGGCCGGCAGAGCCAACUGGAGACCUUUGACAGCCUAUGCCGGAAGUUCCAACGGGUGACAGCAGAGGAGGCCAGGGAGCCCUGGGAGAGUAACUACACCUUGUCGCUGAAGCACUGCAGCCAUACCUCGUGGAACCGGCAAUGCCGGCUGGUGCAGGAGGGCAAGGACUGUGUGCAGGGCCUGAGGCUACGGCACCACUACAUGCUGUGCGGGGCACUAUUGCGAGUGUGGGGCCGCAUCGCUGCUGUCAUGGCUGAUGUUACCAGCAGCAGCUACCUGCAGAUCGUUCGCCUUAAGACCAAGGACAAGAAGAAGCAAGUUGGCAUCAAGAUCCCUGAGAGCUGCAUGCCCCGAGUGCUACAGGAGCUGCAACUCAUGGAUGCAGAUGUGAAGCGCAAGAAUGUGCAGGGCCAGGGCUAUCCACUGCCGCCGCCACCAGCCCUGCGCCCACUCUCACUGCCCUGUGGCCCUGGUGAGGUCCUGGACCUCACGUACAGCCCACCAGCCCAGGUCUUCCCACCGCCCUCACCCUUUGCCUUUCCACUUCCCCCAGACCCUACUCCCACCCCCAGCGGACUGCUGCUGGGCUCCCCCAAUGCCCCAGCUGACCCUGCAGCUCUCAUGCACCAGGGCUGCAACAUCAACUUCAAAGAGGUGCUAGAGGACAUGAUGCGUUCUUUCAAUGCUGUGCCACCUCCAGAGCCCACUGGGGCGCUGGGCGGCGGUGCAGGGAUUAUGGGUGUACCAGGGGGUGGUGGGGGCCCUGAGCGGCAGAGUGUCAUCCAGUUCAGCCCCCCCUUCCCCAACUCCUAGGCCUGGGCUCCAGCACAGAGCCAGGCAUUCUCCCUGGACAAAACUUAUUUAUCUGUAAUAUGCCACAGGCAUGGUUUUGUACCAAAGUGGGUGGUGAGAAGGGCAGGUCCCCCUGCCAACUACUGAGAGGAAGCGGGGCUAGCCCGCCCCUCAUCCAGCCAACCAAGGCCUCCACUGCAGUGCCUUCCCCGGCCGGUGCCUCGGCAGACCCCUCAACAUGCUGCCGCCCUGCCCAGUGGAGCAGCGAGUGUGCACAUCCCACUCGGACUCAGGUGGGGCCUGGGGGCGGAGGGUGCCCCUCGCCUCUUCACUCCUGCCCUCCAGGCCUGGGUGGGACUCCCGUCCCCAGCCCACCCCAUCAGGCCUGGAAAGACCAGAACCCCUGAAAUACACAAAACUGGGUGGCCCCAAGAGCUGGAAACUCAGGAAACCCCCAGUUCGGUUCUCAGGGCCUUCGUCUCUGGGAGGCUGUGUGGGGCAGACCCCCUAUUAAUAUAUGCAAUCCCCCUACCUGCUCUCUGCUCCCUAAAUUAUUGCCCAAGUGCCUCUUCCAGGCCCCAGAAUCUGCCUGUGGAACUGGAGGGGUAGAGGGUGGUCCCUGGUUUCUACGUGUAUUUAUAAUUCAAGUGUAUAUAUGUAAAAAGAUCUUUUUUAAAUAUAUGUGUCUUUUCACUACU
Messenger RNA from Phyllostomus discolor (pale spear-nosed bat), 5154 nucleotides. RefSeq names its product strawberry notch homolog 2 (gene SBNO2). The transcript is spliced from 29 exons. Bases 575 to 4477 code for a protein of 1300 amino acids. The record is from RefSeq and is a predicted model, not a curated record. Gene Ontology annotation, biological process: regulation of DNA-templated transcription. Gene Ontology annotation, molecular function: chromatin DNA binding; histone binding. Gene Ontology annotation, cellular component: nucleus. NCBI's taxonomy places the organism in Eukaryota, Metazoa, Chordata, Mammalia, Chiroptera, Phyllostomidae.